Molecule: messenger RNA, 297 nt
Organism: Stylonychia lemnae
Lineage: Eukaryota; Ciliophora; Spirotrichea; Sporadotrichida; Oxytrichidae
Source: the annotation of a GenBank genome assembly
AUGAAUGAAAUUGUAAAGAUAAAAAUAGGAUAGGAGACAUUGGAGUUAGAGUAGAGUCAAGAUAUUCUCAUGGCUGAUGACAGAAUGGAAAAAGAGCUAGGGGCAUGUAUAUAAAACUUGAAAAAAUAGAGGAAUGAAAUACUUUGUGAUUUGGAAUUAUUUGGAGAUUAAUUAGUCCACUUAAAUUAUGACAAUCUUGAUCGAUUCUCUUAGCAUAUCAAUUCAGCAACUUAGCUAGAUAUUAAUGAGAAAGAUGAGAUUACUGAGUCAAUCGGUGAAAUCGACAACUUUCUUUGA